AAUAAUCAUAGAAAGCGUGGAAAGUAGACAGAUGAGCUAGAAUUCAACUUACAUAAAACAUGAUUCCAAUAGUUGAUUUGGCGCCCUAUUCAUUAUCGGCAACAGCGGACCAAGUGGAUACCUCUACAUUACGUAAACUAGCCGAUGAGAUAUGCCAUGCUUUUCAAGAUGUUGGCUUUGUCUAUUUGAAAAAUCAUGGAAUACCUCAACAAUUGAUCAGCGACGUGUUUACAACAUCUGGAACUUUUUUUGAACAACCAGAAGAAAUGAAACAAAAAUAUGCUAUUCCCCGAGGAGAAUUUCACGGCUAUAUUUCAUUUGAGGAAGAGAAAGUCAAUCACGACAGACCAGUUUCUGAUGCUCGAGAAGGUUACACUAUGUUAUUUUCCAAGGAUGGUACAUCACCCAAAAACAUGCCACCAGAAAUAAGUUCAACGUUCAAGGAAAUGUACAUUACUUGUACAAAAUUAGCAUUAAAAAUUCUGGACCUUCUCUCCAUAGGAUUGAACAAAGACCGAGAAUACUUGAGACAGUUUCACAGAGGAAUAUGUGUUGAUGGGAAUAACACAAUGCUUCGAUCAAACUACUACCCACCUCUAAAAGAGAUAAAGGAGGGCCAGGCGAGAUGUGGAGAACAUUCGAGUUAUGGCACCAUAACAUUUUUAUUUCAAGACGAUGUGUCGGGUCUGGAAGCAAAGGGCCCCAGCGAUGAAUACCUCCCUGUGCCCCCUGUUGAGGGUUCCAUCGUUAUGAACCUUGGGGAUAUGAUGCAAAGAUGGAGUGCUGAUAGACUAAAGGCCACGAAACAUAGAGUUGUUGUACCACAAGAAGAUAAGGUCAGGGAGAGAAAAAGACAGUCCAUUUCAUUCUUUGUUGUCCCCGACGAUGACGCCGUUAUUUCAUGCACAGACGGAUCCAAUAAAUAUCCACCCAUACGAUGUCUGGACUACGUAAAAACACAUUUUGAUGCCAACUUUUGAAGAAACUUGUUUAAAAUAAAUCAUUCUGAUGAGAAUAUUUGUACAUUUAUUCGAAGACAAUUAUAUUGGUUGAUAUUUUCCUCCAGUGGUGGGUUUUUCUUUUGUCACUAGAUUACAAGUGC
Molecule: messenger RNA, 1102 nt
Organism: Saccostrea echinata
Lineage: Eukaryota; Metazoa; Mollusca; Bivalvia; Ostreida; Ostreidae
Exons: 9
Coding region: 60-980 (306 amino acids)
Molecular function (GO): dioxygenase activity
Source: RefSeq, a predicted model, not a curated record